This is a messenger RNA of Nylanderia fulva, 2253 nucleotides long. RefSeq names its product CREB-regulated transcription coactivator (gene Crtc). The record is from RefSeq and is a predicted model, not a curated record. Gene Ontology annotation, molecular function: cAMP response element binding protein binding. Gene Ontology annotation, biological process: positive regulation of transcription by RNA polymerase II; protein homotetramerization. Lineage: Eukaryota; Metazoa; Arthropoda; Insecta; Hymenoptera; Formicidae. Gene Ontology annotation, cellular component: cytoplasm; nucleus.
GGUGGUGGUUGGCGGUGGUGGUGUCGGUGGUGGUGGUGGUGGGUGCUCCGGGUUCCGCGAGUGUCCGCGAAAAACUAGUGCCGCGAGCCAUCAUGGCGAACCCACGGAAAUUCAGUGAAAAGAUCGCGUUGCUGAACCAGAAGGAGGCGCAGGACUCGGCGGCGUUCGAGGCGAUCAUGAAGGAGGUGUCGGACGUCACAAGCAGAGUGGCCUCGGCGAGCAGCUCGGUGGGUGCUAGUCCCACGGGAUCCGGCGUACCGGAGACCCCGCUGUCCGUCAAGAGUGCCGGCGCCAGUCCACCGCAAUCGAGCGGCAAGCAUCUCCACAUUAACCUGGGGAAUCAGUUCAGGGCGGGCGGCUCGCUGCCGAACGUAAACAACAAUGUCAAUUGCGGCAACGACGCGAAAGAGCACUCCUCGCCGCACACCGGCGCGAUCCAUUCGAUCGACCUUAAGACGGCGCUCAGCAACCUGGAGGAGAUGCAGCACAACUCCAUGGUGUACCGUAGCGACAACAGGAGCCGGAGCAUGGGGGUGGGACCGAUGCGGUCCCGGCCGAUGGAGAAGAGACACGACACGUCGCCGUACAGCGGCGUUCCUUACCUGUCGCCGCCGCCACCGGACACCUGGCGCAGAACGAACUCGGACUCGGCUCUGCACCAGAGCGCCAACGAGGCUUGCCAAUCGACCUCCGCCAUACCGCAUCGACGAGAUCAACACGUUAUGACCGGAAGCGGAAGCGACAACAGAGACCCUCAUCACGGCUUCAUCGAACGACCAAGAUCCUCGUGCGAAAUGCCUAGAGUGCCUGGGAUUAACAUAUACCCGAGCUCGCAACCACCGGGACAGCAAAUACCGAUAGGCAACAACACGGGGUCGUUGCCCGACUUGAGCAACGUACACUUCCCAUCACCCCUUCACACUCCUCUGGAUCAGGAGGAUCAUUCGAGUAGUACGCCGUUCAGCAACAGUCCUCAAACGAGCAGUCCCACAAACCUGUCGCCGACCAGCUUGGCACAAGCUGGUAGGCUGUCCUUUUCACAGGAUCCGUCAAGCGUCCAACAGGGUGUGGCACUGGAAAACAGCACAAGUACUUCGCAACAGGAUCUUCAGAGCUAUCCGCAGCAACCGGCGCCGACGGUGACGUCUCACAACCCGACUGCCGGCCACUACAUUUAUCAACAAUCGCACAGUCCUGUGCCGCCGCAAAGUCCAAAAACGUCACAGCAGCAGCAUCAACAACAUCAACAACAUCAACAGCAUCAACAAACACAGCAACAGCUCAAUUCGUUGGGAUCGUACAGAUCCACGCAAUCGGUGAACAGGCCCUCGCCGCAAUCGUCACCUAGUCUAACAGUUCAAGGAAGUCCUUUGAGCUACAGCAAUAAUCCAUCGGCGCCGCCUAGUCCUACAGGACAUCCGGGUCCGCCCAGCUUGACGUCCGACGCUAUCGAUCAGAAUUUUUUUAUCAAUCAGGCACAAGCGGCGGCCCUUCAACAGGAUUUCGAACAAUUCACAAUGGAGUGGCCGAAAUUCGCGCAACAGCUGAUGGAACUCGGUUGGACCACGCAGAUAGAGAUGGACACGCCGGUGCAGGCGAACACGAUCGGGACGUAUAUCGGAUCACCGAAUCAUACUACAAAUUACACACAGAACGACAUGAUUAAUGUCGGUGGCGAAUUAGGCAGCGGGGACGCGGGCUACUUCAGCACGAGUCCUCAAAUGGGGUAUCAACCUGCAACGACCACCGCUACUCAGCAGCUCACGCCGCAAACUCCAAACACACCUACGAUCAUUCUCACAGAUUUCUCUGGUGCGGACGAUCUCACGAAUCCGGAAUUCGUGAAGGACCUCGGUACGGCAAUGAUGGGCGAUUUUGACCCGGAAAUGUUCCCAUCGGACGACGCCCUUAGACAGGGUCUCGAUCCAAUCGACGUGGACGGUCUACAAAUGCUCGCCGACCCUACGAUGGUCAUAUCGGAUUCCAGCGCCGAAGCCCACUUUAGGUUAGAUCGACUUUAAAGGAAGAGAUUUUACACAUUUACCAACACACAUUACACAAACACAUAAACACUCCCGUAUCGACUAUUGUGUAGGAUAAAAUAAAUUCUGUCCUGGUGUCGCGAUUAAUUCUUAAGACACUUUGACAUAUACUGGGAUACUUCUUGGGCACUGACAGAUUUGCAGGGAAUUCAAUAGCGCAUCAAUAUAUGUGUAUAAAUAAUAACAUUUUUUUAGUAAAUUUUAUUUAUAU